GCCGAUCGGGGCGAGGCUCGGUGACGUUGCAGACGGGGGAGGGUCCUACCGUCCCCCAGCGUUUCAGGUCUCCCUGACUUACCAAAGCCGAGAUGGGCGUGGCCAUGUCCCGCUUCCUCCCCGCUGCGCCAUUGCGGCAUCGCUUCUCGGCCUUUUGGCUAAGACUGCGAUCGCCUCUUGGAGGUUUCUUGGCUUUGGUCAUUCAGUGGCUUGAGUCCCAACUUUCAGGAGGUACAUUGGCUGCGCCUUUUAUCUGGACAACUUGGUUUCCAAGGAAUCUUUUGGUUUUAAGCCCCCCACGGAAAUUCUUGGCGAGGUUGGAGAGGACGGUUUUUUACUUCCUGUGGGGGUCUAAGUGGGAGCGCCUUAAGAGGGAAGUUGUCAAAAGAAGACCAGAGAAUGGGGGGAAAGGACUCCCAGACCCCCACCUGUUUUUAGGCAGCCGUUUUACCUCUCUUCAUAUCAGAUAUGCAGUGACCCCAUCCAGCGAAAACAAGACAGCAGCUAUGACCAGAUUCUGGAUGGGGUCCUACCUCAGAACCCUAAAGAUUUUACCAGUAGACCUGAAAUGCCCAGUGUCUUUUAACCUACCUAAAGAGUAUAGUUUUAUCAAAAAGUUUUUAAAGAAAUAUCUUUUAGAACAGCAUGAUGUCACCAUUUUAACUAAUCACAAGUCUCUUAUCUCUGUUGUGCAGGACCGGGAACUGGUGAGUCCAAUUCCGGGCCUCACACUAAGUGAGGCCAAACAAGUUUGGCGGAAUGCGGCUCACCCCGCUCUCCAGAACAGGCACAAGGACUUAUCGUGGAUGGUGGCUCAUGAGAUCCUCCCGGUCAGGGCGGUUAUGCACUCCAGAGGCAUGGCCAAAAACCCCAUCUGCCCUCGGUCCGGUUGCAAUUCCCCGGAGACCGUCCACCACCUGCUCUGGGAGUGCAGCACUGCGCGGGACCUGUGGGCCAGAACCGGCCCCCUGUAUUUCCCGUGCCUACCAGCGGGUGGGGCCCAUUUCGGGUACCAGCUCGCCAUCCUUGGGGUGGGCCGGGGCUUGAAGGACUUGUCGGCACAGGAAUUUACCUCGCUCUGGCUCACCCUCAACGUCAUCAAGGAUGCCAUCUGGGCCACCAGAAACCUGCUGGUGGGGAAGCGCGUUACGGUAACCCUCCAUGCAUGCGAGCUAAAGGUAACAUCAAUGCUGCAGGGGUACCGGACGACGAUAUUCGGACGGGGGGGCCGGGGUCACACGGAGAGGGUCCCGGCAGGCACCGACCCUGGCUGCCCGUAG
Messenger RNA from Cyprinus carpio (common carp), 1280 nucleotides. RefSeq lists its product as uncharacterized. The record is from RefSeq and is a predicted model, not a curated record. NCBI's taxonomy places the organism in Eukaryota, Metazoa, Chordata, Actinopteri, Cypriniformes, Cyprinidae. Bases 93 to 1280 code for a protein of 395 amino acids. The transcript has 2 exons.